This is a messenger RNA of Entrophospora sp. SA101, 1653 nucleotides long. NCBI's taxonomy places the organism in Eukaryota, Fungi, Glomeromycota, Glomeromycetes, Entrophosporales, Entrophosporaceae. The record is from the annotation of a GenBank genome assembly.
AUGUCUGCACAAACACUCUUUAGAAUUAAUACUGGUUGUGGUGGGCGUACCAAACUAUCAAAUGUUGGUCGUGUUUUCAAUUCUAUACAGAGCAUCAAUCAUAAUAGCAAUAAUGCAUUAAUGAUUCAAAAUCGUAAUGUCCAGGUCCAAGUAAGGAGAAAAGGGCCAUCUGAUAAUUCAGAAUUAAGAAGAGAAAGGAAUGAGGAUCAGAUUGUAUCAAGAAAUGAAUAUGUACCUGCCAACUUUGAAGACAUAACAUCAAUCGCACCACAUACUAUGAAAGCUUUAAAAGAAGUAUUUAGAUAUCAAUCAAUGACAAAAGUUCAAGAUGCUGUGUUAUCCCAGUUACCAAUCGAAGGUGACAUGUUUGUAAAGGCUAAGACUGGUACUGGAAAGACUCUGGCCUUUCUAAUUCCAGCAAUAGAAACAAUGCUUAGGAAUACUGAUAGUAAAGGCCGAAAUGAUAGAAUAGUCUCAAUUAUGAUUCUUUCACCUACUCGUGAACUUGCACAACAGAUUGCAACUGAAGCACAAAAAAUUGUAUAUUAUCAUCCAUUUGAGGUUCAUUGUUUAGUAGGUGGUGAAAGAAGAACGACACAAGUUUCAAAAUUAAUGAAAAAGAGAGUCGAUAUAGUUGUUGGUACUCCUGGUAGAAUUUUUGAUUUGUUAACCACCGAAAAAUUUUUUAACAGGCAAUGUCAAGGAAUUAAAACACUUAUACUGGAUGAAGCAGAUCAAUUACUUGACAUGGGAUUCCGUGAUGCAAUUGAAGACAUUAUUUCAUGUUUUCCAAAAGAGCGUCAAACUUUUUUCUUUUCAGCAACUGUGUCAAAAGAAAUUCGACAAGUCGCUAGGUUUGCAUUAAACCCAGACCACAUGUUUAUUGAUACAGUUGAUCCAAACGAUGUUAACACAAAUCUUCAAGUCAAACAAUCAUACCUUGUCUCACCAUACACGUCUCAACUUCACAUCAUUCGUAAAAUAAUCGCUGAUCAUAAAUUGUUACAUCAAAAUACAAAAAUAAUAAUGUUUUUACCAACCAAAUCACAAACCAUCCUUUAUGCAAGUUUUAUUCGAAGUCUUCGAGAUUUAGAAGUGUUUGAACUUCAUUCCGGGAAGACACAAGAUUAUAGAACCAGAAUCUCGGAGAGGUUUCGUAGAUGUUCUCGUGAUGCAAUCCUUGUUACAUCAGAUGUUUCUGCUCGAGGAGUUGACUAUCCAGGUGUAACAUUGGUGCUUCAGAUAGGUGCACCAUCUUCACGCGAACAAUAUAUUCAUCGGCUUGGCAGAACAGGUCGUGCUGGUAAAGAAGGUGAAGGUAUUAUAUUGUUGGCACCAUUUGAGGAUAAAUUCAUAUCUCAGAUUAAGGACUUGCCAAUAGAAAAAAUAAAUAUGUCUGGAAUUGAGCCUGACGCAGCUGUUGAAAAAACCAUCAAUAUGAUUGAUCCCGAUGAUGUGCAUUCUGCAUGUGGAUCUUUCCUCGGAUAUUAUGCAGGAAAAUCCAGUACACAUUUAUUUGGUAAAAAUAGUUUAUUACCAGCAGUUGAAGAACUUGCUAGAUCUUUUGGAACCGAGUCAAGAAUAAGCGACAGUUUAUUAGAAAAAAUUGGACUUGGCAGUAGUAAUAGACAAAGCGGUGGCAGAGUACUAUAA